AUGGAUAGCGAUAAAGAACUACAAAGGCUUUUAGAUGAAAGAUAAAAGCUAAAUGAUAAAAUUAACGAAUAUGUUAAAGAAAAGUAUUAAAAGUAUAAAGGUAUGAGCGAAGAGGUCAAGGAUGAUAACCCAUAUAGUCGUUUGAUGGCAUUGAAGAGAAUGGGUGUUGUUUAAAAUUACGAGAAAAUUAGAGAUUGUUCAGUUUUAGUUGUUGGUGUUGGUGGUGUAGGUUCAGUAUUAGCUGAAAUGCUUACUCGUUGUGGCUUAGGCAAAUUGAUUAUCUACGAUUAUGAUAAAGUAGAGUUAGCAAACAUGAAUAGAUUGUUUUAUACUCCUUAAUAAGUUGGUUUAUCUAAGGUCGAUGCAGCUAAAGGGACUCUUUAAUCUAUAAAUCCUGAAAUUACAAUCGAAGCUUACAACAUGAACAUUACCACUAACAGUGGAUUUGAGCACUUGUUAGAUAGAAUAAAGAAAGGAGGUAAGAAUGGCGAAAGAAUUAAUUUAGUAGUUUCUUGUGUAGAUAACUAUGCUGCUCGUAUGGCAAUUAAUACAGGUUGUAACGAACUUGACCAAAUAUGGUUUGAAAGUGGUGUAAGUGAAGAUGCUAUGAGUGCUCAUAUUUAGAUUAUGAUUCCAGGUGAAACUGCUUGCUUCGCAUGUGCUACACCUCUUGCUGUGGUUGAAAGUAACGAACACACAAUAAAAAGAGAAGGCGUUUGUGCAGCUUCACUUCCUACUACUAUGGGUAUUACAGCUGGUUUUCUUGCAUAAAAUGCCUUAAAAUUCCUUCUUGAUUUUGGUGACCUUGCUUUUGUUUUAGCUUAUAACGCAAAAGCUGACUUUUUCACCAACUAUAUGAUUAAGCCAAACUCUGAAUGCAAGGAAAACGAAUGUAGAAAAAGACAAGCUGAAAAGGCUGUUAAUAAAUAAGAAAACAUCCUUGAAAGACUUGAAUAAAGAAAGAAGGCUGCCAAGGAAGCCUUCGAAAAGGAAAAUAAACCCAGCGAAAACGAGUGGGGAAUCGAAAUAGUUGAUGAAUCAGGACCACAAAGUGAUUCCAAUAAAAAAGAUGAUGAUGUAAAGGAAAUUUCAGAAUAAGAAAUUGAGCAAAAUAAUUUGGACGAUUUGAUGGCAAAACUGUAAAAUAUGUGA
Messenger RNA from Tetrahymena thermophila SB210, 1152 nucleotides. RefSeq names its product ubiquitin-like modifier-activating enzyme. Gene Ontology annotation, cellular component: cytosol; cytoplasm. Gene Ontology annotation, biological process: protein ufmylation. Gene Ontology annotation, molecular function: UFM1 activating enzyme activity. The record is from RefSeq and is a predicted model, not a curated record. The transcript is spliced from 5 exons. Lineage: Eukaryota; Ciliophora; Oligohymenophorea; Hymenostomatida; Tetrahymenidae.